AUGAUAGAAGUCGAAAUCCCAGAUAUUAAAUGUUUAAUUGAAAACCAUACUCAAUUCAUCUAAUAGGUUUGUUUGAAUAAAUAGUGCACAGACUUAAGAUUGAUUUGCAAUUAAUGUCUUAAAAAAGGACUCCAUUAACAACACAUGAAAGAUGUUCAAGGAUUGAACUAAUUAGUCAAUUUUAUUGAUAAUAAUAAUAAGUAAUGUGAUAGUCUAUGUGAAUCGAUCAGCAAAUAAGGUGAUCUUGUUUUGGACUCAUACUUAAAAUUGAAAAAUGAAAUUAAAAACAAAUAUCACAUCUCAAAGGAAAGACUUUUGAAGAUAGAUUCUAAUUAACUGAAUUAAGCAAUUGGUUAAAUGAUUUCUCUUGCUGAUUAUAAAAUAUCUAUCUCAAAGAUUAUCACGGAUUUAUCAAAUGAAUACAAGUUGAAAAUCGACAAAUUAAAAUAGGAAUUAUUAAUAAAGACUGUGAAUUUUUCUGAAGUCAGCAAAGAUGACGAGAAGUCAUCUACGAAUUUAUUCAAUAAGGGUUUUGCCUUAUUUAAUAAUCAAAAAUUCGAUGAUGCCAUUUAAGUAAUUGAUUAGACAUUGAAAUUGAAUCCAAACAAUAGAGAUUCAUUAUGGUGUAAAGGUGAAUGUUUAAUAAUGAAAAACAAUUUAAAGGAAGCUUUGAAUUUUUAUAAUUAAGCCAUAUCAGUGGAUUCAAAGCAUUUGAACUCACUCUCAUCUAAAGGUGAUUGCUUAAGAGGACUUGGAUAAUUCAAUGAAGCCAUAAUCCUGUAUGAUUAAGCAUUAUCCAUUAAUCCAAAACAUUUGGACUCUUUAUAUGGUAAAGGUGAUUGUCUAAGAGAGCUUGGUAAAUAUGAUGAAUCUUUAAAAUGGUUGAAUCAAGCUCUUUAAAUCUAGCCAAAGGAUUACUUUUCACUUUAAUCCAAAGGUGUGUGCUUACAAGAAAAAUAGAACUUUGUUGAGGCUUUAAAUUGCUUUGAGUAAGCUUUAAAAAUCUCUCCAGUUGAUCAAUUUAUUAAAAUGAGAAAAAAUAAAUGUGAGUAAGCCUUAAAGAAGAGUUGA
Messenger RNA from Paramecium tetraurelia, 1071 nucleotides. RefSeq lists its product as uncharacterized. The record is from RefSeq and is a predicted model, not a curated record. Gene Ontology annotation, molecular function: protein binding. Lineage: Eukaryota; Ciliophora; Oligohymenophorea; Peniculida; Parameciidae. The transcript is spliced from 7 exons.